Molecule: messenger RNA, 708 nt
Organism: Cokeromyces recurvatus
Lineage: Eukaryota; Fungi; Mucoromycota; Mucoromycetes; Mucorales; Mucoraceae
Exons: 7
Coding region: 1-708 (235 amino acids)
Cellular component (GO): intracellular anatomical structure
Molecular function (GO): pyridoxal phosphate binding
Source: RefSeq, a predicted model, not a curated record
AUGUCAACUACUGAUCGGGAAAAAGAAAUUAUUGAGAAUUUAAAUCGAGUCAGACAAACUGUACAAGAGCUUCGAAAAUCUCCCCAUGCUCGAUUAGUUGCUGUCAGUAAAUAUAUGCCCUCUGAGGACAUUGAAUAUGCUACAAAAACUGGACAAACCCAUUUCGGUGAAAACUAUGUACAAGAAUUAGUAGAAAAGAGUAAAAAGCUUCCUUCUUCCAUUGAUUGGCACUUUAUUGGUCAUCUUCAAACAAAUAAAUGCAAAGCAGUGGCAUCAAUUCCAAACUUGUUUGUUGUAGAAACAAUUGAUAGCUCUAAAAAAGCAGAUGCAUUAAAUAAAGCUUGUGUUAAUGUUGGACGUGAAAAUAAACUUAAAGUUUAUGUUCAGGUGAAUACAAGUGGUGAAGAAGCUAAAAGUGGUGUUGAACCUUCUAAUGCUCUUGAGGUUUGUAAGCACAUUAAGGAAAAUUGUCCUGCUUUAGAAUUAUACGGUUUAAUGACGAUUGGUAUGAAAGAUCGUGAUGCAAAGAAUAAUCCUGACUUUGAGAAAAUUGUUCAACUAAGAAAAGGUAUUAAAUCAUCCUUAGAACUUGAGCAUUUUGAAGCGAGUUUUGGUAUGUCAGCAGAUUAUACAGAAGCUUUAUUGGAUGGAUCAGAUAACGUUAGAGUUGGUACUGCUAUUUUUGGUGCCAGAAGAGUAAAACAAUAA